CCCCCUCCCACUCCUCUCAGCGCGCCGGUCCCAGGCCUGCCGCGCUUGCCUUGCGUCUGCUCGUCUCGCGCGCGCCGUCUGUUGCCGCGCUGCACCGGCACGCAGCCUGCCGCGCCCGACGCAGGCCGCGGCGCCAGGGCCUCUGCGCCUGCUAGCCGCACUGCCGGCGCUCCGCUCUCGACUGCGCUGCCCUCGCACCCUGCAGCGACAAUGGCCGAGGCUGCCGAGGCCUCGACGUCCGCCUCGCCGCACUACCUGCACCACGGCGCCGGCGCCGGCGGCUCGGCCGUGCCGCGCCGCGCGCUCAAGAUCGUGCUCAUUGGCCAGGCCGGCGUCGGCAAGACGGCACUGCGGGAGCAGUGGUUCUCGCGCCGCUUCUCGACGGCAUAUCGCGCGACGAUUGGCGCAGACUUCAUCACCCGCACCGUCGAGCGGCCGCCGCCGCCGCCGCGCACACAGCGCGCAGCGGGCGGCAAAGUGAGCAUCGCCGUAUGGGAUACGGCAGGGCAGGAGCGCUUCCGCUCGCUCGGGCGUGCCUUCUAUCGCGGCGCGGACGCGCUCGUCCUGGCGUACGACGCUGCCGACCCGGCGUCGCUCGAGACGACGCGCUCGUGGUACCUCGACUUCUGCGAUGCGACCGGGCGCGAGCCAGACGCGAUCGACGAUGUCGUGCUGGCGGCCGUCGGCUGCAAGUCGGAUCUGCUCUCCGCCGCCGACAAGGCGUCGGCACACCAGGCUGCACAAGCCUUCUUUGCCAAGCUCGGGCCCUCUGUCGACGCGGCUGAGCAGCUGCCAGAUGCUGUUGCGGAGACAGGUGCAGAGGAGGUGCAGGCAUACAGCCUUCCCGGCGAGCCAGACGCGCGGCCGAAGUCGGCCGUCAGUGCUGCCGUCUCCGCCACGUCCGGCGGCGAGACGGUGCGCGGCGUAGCAUCGCCCGUCUCCGGCCUGCCCCUCACUGCCUCGCCGCCGCCGACCUCCUUCUCUGCCUCGGUGGACUCGCCGUCGACGCCAAGGCCGGUGAUCAAGCCUUCUUCUCCCGCCCGGGACAAGUCGCACCUGGCGCAGCCCGAGGCAAAUGCGUCGCCGUCGCUCCGACCACGGCAGUCGCUGCAGUCCAUCUCACUGGUGCACCCGCCUGCGCCAUCUGUGCGCAAGCGCCUGCCGUCUGCCAACAGCGACGCCAGCGGCGCGGCAAAGUCGGUGCCUCGCUCCACAUCACGCCUCUCCUUCGCGCCCAGCACGCCGCCGCAGCGGCACGGCGGCGACGCCACGCUGCGGCCUCGCGGGCGCUACGACAGCUCCGUCAGCGCGCACAGCACGGGCGCGAGCGUGUACCACACGCCGCGCAGCAGCACGCUCUACACUUCGGGGCCCGAGAGCGGGCCGGAAAGCGAUGCCGACGAUGACGCGGACGAGCAGACGGAGGGCGCACGCACGCCGACGAAGAUGAACGGCGCGCCUGUCGAUGCUGGCGUUCUCAAGCAAGAGCUCCGCAUUGUCGAUGCGCAACCCAGCCAGCCAUCGGAUGCGCCAAGCUCUUUGAACGGCCACGCAGCCAACGUCGCAGGUGCAACGUCCAAUACCGAGCCAGUACCCUUUCCCUCGGCCGGCUCUCAUUCUUCCGCAAAGUCUAGCCGCCGCCCGAGUCACUCAUCCGACGAUCGCUUUUCGGACGUGUCUCCGGCCGGCUCUCCUCCAGCUACUGCCCGCCGGCGGUCGCUGAAGCAGGACACCGAGACGGCGGCUGAGGCGACGGCUCGCAAGGCGCGCGCACGGCAAACGCUCUAUGAGGCGUUGCCCGAGUCGAUGGACUCCAGCCUGCGCGUGCCCGGCGCAGCGAAGGGCAAGCGGCGAGCCUCGCGCGGUCCGUCCUCGCGCAUCGUCAGCGCCGAGAGCGGAGCAGGCGUCAGCACGCUCUCAGUAGCCUCGGAGCCGGACUACGACGCGGCCACAGACGAUGACGAGGAGCCACCGCCACCACCAGCUGGCUUCUCGCAUCACCUGACGAGCUCGAGAGCGGGCCACGGCGUCGAGGACCUCUUCGACAGCAUUCUCGAGCGCGUCGCUGCGCGCUGGGAGCUCGAGGAGUGGAACGAGCGGCUCGAGCGGCGCGCCGCCGAGGACGACCGCAACGCUCCGCGGGGGCCGUGGUGGAAGCGCGGCGGCGGCGAGCGCGUGCUCAGCGAGCAGGAGCGCGAGCGCGAGCAGGUGCGCCGCGGCAUCCGCAUCGCUGCCGGCAAGGAGCCGGCUGGCUUGUGGAGCAGCUGCUGCCGCUCGUGA
Molecule: messenger RNA, 2280 nt
Organism: Tilletiopsis washingtonensis
Lineage: Eukaryota; Fungi; Basidiomycota; Exobasidiomycetes; Entylomatales
Product: ras-domain-containing protein
Exons: 3
Coding region: 211-2280 (689 amino acids)
Biological process (GO): regulation of vacuole fusion, non-autophagic
Cellular component (GO): fungal-type vacuole membrane; late endosome; phagocytic vesicle
Molecular function (GO): GTP binding; GTPase activity
Source: RefSeq, a predicted model, not a curated record